AUGUGCCAGGGAAAUCUGUGCCAGAGAUCGAUCCUACUGCUGGAUUCAAGCAGAAUUCAGGCUGGCUCCUGGUCGCCAUGUCGGCCCCUCGCAGGAAGCAGCUCAUGCCUCUCCCUGCUCUCUCCUGCCUGGCUCUGCUCUCCAUGGCUGGUGCAGUGGGUCCAGGGGAGCUGUGUCAGAUCAAGAUGAACCCGAUCAAAGACCGUAAUCAGGCCAACUGCACCAGGCUGGGGCUCAGCAGGGUGCCCUCCCAGCUGCCCAAAGACACCGGCAUCCUGCUGCUUGGUUGCAACCACCUGGUGUCCGUCUCCACCAGCUCCUUCCAGUACCUCCCUAUGCUGGUCGACCUGGACUUGUCACACAAUGGCUUGAAGGCGUUCCACGCUGUGCCAGCCCUGCCCCGACUUCAGGAGCUCGUCCUGUCUCACAAUGCUCUGGGAGCCUUGCCCUCGCUGCAGGGCCUGCCUGCCCUUCUCCACCUGGGCCUGGCUCACAACAGCAUCCAGGACCUUGCUCCGGGGGCCUUCCGAUCCCUGGGGGAAUUGCAGGAGCUGGAUCUGCGGGGAAACCAGCUCAGGAGGCUGCCCAAGGAGGCCUUUGCAGGGCUGGCUGUGCUGCGAAACCUGGACCUGUCCAACAACCCCCGGGAGGAGCUGCCUCUGGGGCUGCUGUCUGAGCUGGAGGCAUUGGAGGUCCUAAGGCUGUUGGGAAACUGUCUCCCUUUCCAGCGGAUCGGAUCUUUCCCUAUCCUGGCCUACCUGCGGGACUGGAUCACCGAGAACGAGGCCAGCAUCUACUAUCAGGAGGACGGGCUGGAGAAGGUCAUGGUGGAGAAUGAUGCAGAAAGUGUCAGAUGCGACUCACCCGCCCAGUACAGAGGGACCCCAGUCCUCUACUUCACACAGUCAUGCCGCAAGGCUGACAUCGACCCGUCCACCACCACCCUCUGA
This is a messenger RNA of Alligator sinensis (Chinese alligator), 950 nucleotides long. Its product is annotated as platelet glycoprotein Ib alpha chain-like. Gene Ontology annotation, cellular component: plasma membrane. The transcript is spliced from 4 exons. The record is from RefSeq and is a predicted model, not a curated record. Gene Ontology annotation, molecular function: protein binding. Lineage: Eukaryota; Metazoa; Chordata; Crocodylia; Alligatoridae. Bases 78 to 950 code for a protein of 290 amino acids.